Molecule: messenger RNA, 1761 nt
Organism: Alosa sapidissima (American shad)
Lineage: Eukaryota; Metazoa; Chordata; Actinopteri; Clupeiformes; Clupeidae
Gene: dtwd2
Product: DTW domain containing 2
Exons: 6
Coding region: 42-932 (296 amino acids)
Source: RefSeq, a predicted model, not a curated record
CCAAUAAACUAAAAAGAAGAAGAUGAUCUGAAGUCGGUGGCAUGCUUUCUUUUAGCCUACUGUCUAUGUUGGCAUGUCAUGAAAUGGACACAAUAUUUCGCGGUGUCGCGGAUUUAAACAUUACAUCGGAUUCGUCUCGUGUUGAGAGCCACCACCUUACCACAUCGGUAGAAGAGGAAGAUUUCAUAUUAAAAGAUCUGUUAGAGCUUCCUAUUGAAAUUUGUGAGAGACGACCCACUUGUUUGCGGUGCUGCCGGCCAGAGAAAGUAUGCCUUUGCCCAUUUCUCCCUGGGUGUCCUUUGGAUGUGUCCACUUGUUUAUACAUUGUUCAACAUCCAGCAGAGGAGAGCAGAGUUCUUCGCACGGUGCCUCUGCUAGCUGCCUGCCUGCCGCCUGGGAAAUGCAAAGUUUUUGUUGGACGGAGGUUCAGUGAAGAAAGGAAUCCCGAGCUGGCUGCUGUCUGCCAACACAGCAAAACCCUCCUCCUUUACCCAGGGGCAGAAGCUCAAAACUUGCAAGACAUGAAUGAAAUUGUUACUGGAGAUGUGCAGAAUGUCAUUAUUAUUGAUGGAACAUGGAGCCAAGCCAAGGACAUGUUUUUCAAGAACUCCCUCUUUCAUCUUCCUAAACAGGUGCAGCUGAGCAGCACACCUUCAAGUCAGUAUGUUAUUCGCACUCAGCCCACUAACAUGUGCUUGUCAACACUGGAAUGUGCAGCCAUUACUCUGUCUAUUAUGGAGAAGGACCCAGCCAUCCAAGAGGUUCUACUGAAGCCCUUAAGAGCCUUGUGCUCAUUCCAGCUGCAACAUGGUGCUCAGGUUCACCAUAGCAAAGAACACCUGCUAAAGUGUGGCCUGUAUGACAAACCACUGCCCAAAAACAAGCGCAAGAUGAAAAGAAUUCAGAAACUUAUUACCAAUCAGAAGAUCUGAGACAUACUAUAACCAGAUUGAAUGAUAAGAACACAGAUUUGACAGUCCAGAAUUCAUCACCCGGAAUGUCUGUACAUCAUAGAACAGAUGCCACCAAAGAGAACAAUCAACAUGCAACAAAUCAAAUUGAGUGUUUAUGUAAUGGGGAAAGUAUGCUCAGUACUUUUAAGCUGGCCCAGAAGAGCAUUAACAUAAUGCACCUGUUACAGUUGAAAAAUUGGGGAGAGGUAGUAGGUUAAGUUAAAUGUUGUAUGGCCGACACUUGCCUCCAGAUUAUGUAAAGCUUUACACUUUACAAAUUGUCUAUCUCUCUUAAAAUAUAUAGGAUGUUGUCUGUCAUUGUUUUCUCGAAGUUUAAAAUCUCUUUUCUUUUGAUGAGUAAAGGAAAAGGGUCAUUUUAUUUUUGUCAUUCAGUAUCUGUGUGAUGUAUAGAAAAUUACAACAGGAAAUGGGCCUAUUGAGUGUUUGGUCCCUAAUACCCAGAGUUGUAUACAUUAUCUUCGUCAGAUAUCAUCAUUGUUUUGUGUUUAUAUAUUAGUGGUUUGCCAUUUGAUGUGCAAAGUGAGGGUGUGUAACAGUAUAAUGCAUUGCGUUUUCUAUUGUUCUUAUUGGUAUUAUUACAUGCAAAGCACCCUCAGUAUAGCAAGUAACUUUUUAUUCAUCUCACAAGUAAGACAUUUUAUUUUUACCCCAUUGCAUAGAAGAAAAUGUCUCCUUGAAGUGUAAAUUGACAUGUUGUUAAUUGUCCUUGCCUUUCAGUGGUGUAGGGCAGAAAGUUCUCCCCGUAAACAUUUGUACAACAGCUGCAUUAAAUUUAAUUUGCAAGAUG